Molecule: messenger RNA, 930 nt
Organism: Alternaria infectoria
Lineage: Eukaryota; Fungi; Ascomycota; Dothideomycetes; Pleosporales; Pleosporaceae
Exons: 3
Coding region: 1-930 (309 amino acids)
Cellular component (GO): mitochondrion
Source: RefSeq, a predicted model, not a curated record
AUGAAGCUCGCCACGUCUUUCAUCGCCCUCCUUCCACUGGCCGUGGUCGUAACGCCGAUUACCUCUCCUGACCCUGCAGCAGAGGCCGUCGCAGACCUCCUCCCUCGAGCCACGGUGUGCUACCUCAAUUCCGAUGCCCUCAAGAAUGAUCCUCAGGGUUGCGACACCAGCCCUACCAGCGGUGUCCGCCACCGAGGUGUAACGGGUGGCGACCGCUUCAGCGUUGUUCACAGUGCACUCGCACGCGUCCUGAAGCGUCCCGUAUACGCCAUCGACACGCGAAACCACGGCGAAUCCCCCCACGAUAAGGUCCACAACUACACCGCCCUCGCCGAAGACGUAGAAGCCUUCCUCCAGAAGCACGAGCUGAAGAAUGCGACACUCAUAGGCCACUCGAUGGGCGCGAAGACAGUCAUGACCAUGGCGCUGAGGAACCCAGACUGCUGCGCAAACAUCAUACCAGUGGACAAUGCACCAGUGGAUGCGGCGCUAUCAAGCGACUUCCCCAAGUACGCAGAAGGCAUGCAGCACGUUGAGAGGUCACAGCCCAAGAGCCAAAAGGAGGCAGAUAAGCUGAUGGAGCCUUACGCAAAGGACCUACCAGUUCGCCAAUUUCUAUUGACGAACCUGAUGAGGGGUGAGCCAGGGGCGCCGCUCAAGUUUCGCAUACCUGUGAGCAUCCUCACCAAGGCGCUCGACAACAUGGCCGACUUCCCCUUCACCAACCCCGAGGAGGCCUCGUUCAGCAAGAGAGCUCUCUUCAUUCGAGGCACCAAGAGCCACUACGUGAGCGACGAGACACUGCCCAUCAUUGGUCGAUUCUUCCCAAGGUUCGAAUUAGUGGACAUAGACUGUGGCCAUUGGGUCAUUAGUGAGAAGCCCGAGGAGUUUAUCAAAGCGGUUGUGGAUUUCUUACAGGAGAAGGAGUAG